This is a messenger RNA of Phaeoacremonium minimum UCRPA7, 339 nucleotides long. Its product is annotated as zinc maintenance protein. The record is from RefSeq and is a predicted model, not a curated record. The transcript has 3 exons. Bases 1 to 339 code for a protein of 112 amino acids. Gene Ontology annotation, biological process: mitochondrial respiratory chain complex III assembly. Lineage: Eukaryota; Fungi; Ascomycota; Sordariomycetes; Togniniales; Togniniaceae.
AUGUCUGCACUGACUGCCUACCGGCAUCUCCUGCGAGCCGCCCGCAUUGCCUUCGAAGGUGACACUCGGGUCCUCGAUGCCGCGCGACAGCAGAUACGCGGCGGCUUCCGCGAAAAGGCCUCCCUGCCAUCAUCCGAUCCCUCCACCGCCGCAGCCAUCCAGCAUGCCCAGGAAGUUGCCGCCUUCUUGAAGUCCAACGUUGUCCAAGGCAAGAAGGAAGGCGAAGACCUGUAUCGCCUACGAAUUCACGACGAGACCGAACGAGGAGACAAUGACACAAUUAAAGUCGGUGGUGGCAAAACGAUCAAGAUUGAUGGCAAGAAGUGUACCGACAGGUGA